Molecule: messenger RNA, 699 nt
Organism: Suillus paluster
Lineage: Eukaryota; Fungi; Basidiomycota; Agaricomycetes; Boletales; Suillaceae
Exons: 2
Source: RefSeq, a predicted model, not a curated record
CCCAAUCUGAUGAUUCGAUUUGAUCAUUUCAUUCCUGCUAAAGUUCAAAAGCACCUACAGAUACGCUGGGAUGCUAUCAUUGCCAGUGGUGCACAGCAUAAUGGGGGCAAGCGUGAUGCCAAUCAUUCUGCCACUGAUGCCUUCCACUUCGGUAUAUGGGAGGUGUCCAGUGCCCUGCCCCAUUUGACUGCAGAUACCAGCACUAGUCAUCAGUCCCCGGAGGCCAUCACAGUCAUCGACACUUUAUUGCAGUACAUUGGCGAUUUUGUCGCUCCCAAAAUUGGUUCAGUGUUUAAGCAGCACACACCUACCCAUUGGGAAGCUAUGCAAAAGGCGUAUGAGCGUGUCAAACAUAUUCUAGCUAGUGAUCUGCUGGACCGCCCUAGCCUUGACUUGGGUGGCAAUUUUUUUUCGGUUGCUGUCAAAGAAGGAGGGUCAGGUCUGGUCCACCUGGACUGGAAUAACAGCAAAGUGAUCUGGUGUUUUGUAUUUGCUGUUGGGAAUUGGGAAGGAUGGGAAUUCUGCACACCACAGCUGGGUAUCAAGAUCCCCAUACAACCUGGCCAAGUAUUUGCAGUACUGGCUCACAUGGUUGCACACUUCAGUGCUCCUGUAACUAAUGGGCACAGGAUUGUUUUCACCUGCUUUACUGAUAAAUUGGCAUUCUCUCAUGCAAACCCUAACUUCGUAAUAGGGUAG